Molecule: messenger RNA, 1368 nt
Organism: Symbiodinium necroappetens
Lineage: Eukaryota; Dinophyceae; Suessiales; Symbiodiniaceae
Source: the annotation of a GenBank genome assembly
AUGGGAAGCAUCACGCGCUAUGGCCGUUGGCUGCGAGAUUCGCUGAGCACGGAGCCCUCCGCUGACCAGGACACCGUCGAAGAGCUCCGUGCAUGCAUCGAGUCGACCUUUUCGCACAGGAACUUUCCUGAAGAGUCCGAAUCCUGCCUGCGACUGCGGAAGCAGCGGUGGCUCGAGCUACUUCGGAAGUUCCAAAAGUAUGGCCACUUUUCCACCGGCAACCGCGUGACGGUCCUGGAGGGCGGAGAUGAGUGCUUCCGAGCGAUGCUCCAGGUCAUAGCGAUGGCGCAGACACGCGUUUGGUGUGAGAGCUACAUCUUUGACAACAGCCAUGUCGCCGAGACCUUCUUCACCGCACUGCGCGAUGCCGCUCUCCGAGGGCUGGAUGUUGUGCUACUGGUGGACUACAUCGGAUCCUUCUCUUUGCGGAACGAUUGGGUUCGGGAGCUUCGGAGCGUCGGUGCGGACGUGGUCUUCUUCAACCCGGUUCUCCCUUCCAACUACUGCGUUGGACCCCUUUCCUUCCGGGACCACCGCAAGAUCAUGGUCUGUGACGACAUGGGCUUCUGUGGUGGGAUGAACAUACAGGAGGAGGUCGGAGAGGAGGAGUUUGGCACGAGCCGCUUCUACGAUGUGCAUUCGAAGCUCGAGGGCCCCUGUGUGGCGGACCUUGCUGAGGUCUUUCGCGAUUCACUUCAUGAAGCCGGUGGACGUGUCAUGAGGAACUCUAUCGCGCCGCCUCCAAGGAAGGAGCCCGGGGUCUACGUGCAGAUUCUGCAGUCCAAUGUGCGGCAGCGCCGCCGCACUUUGCAGAAGGUCAUUGAGAAGAGCAUCGACGCGGCCGACGAGUCGGUGCUGUUAACCACGGCCUACUUCUUCCCGCCUGGGUUUCUGAAGAAUGCGCUCCUCCGGGUCCCAGCUCGAGGAGCCCGGCUCUCGCUGCUUCUCUCCGGUUCCUCGGAUUUCUACCCGCUCCCGGGCGACCUCUUGGCACAGACCCACUUCUUGCGGAACUUCCUGCGCGACACCCCCAGCCAGCAAGUCAAAGUACACUUGUAUGGCCAUCGCCACAUGCAUGCAAAGCACAUGUGUGUGGAUGGGGUCUUUUCCACCAUUGGCUCCUUCAACUUCGACCUCUACUCCGCGCGCCGGAACCUCGAGGUCGGCGUCGCGGUCUUCGACCGCGACUUCGCCCGGAAGAUGCAGAACCUGCAUCUGAAGCGUGCCGGUGAGUCCAAGCAGACUUUCUACAGUGACUCCAUGUAUCAUCAGCCGUUGGUCCGCUGCGCCUGCGCCCUGGCCUACGGCUUGGUUCGGUUAUCCGGAAGGCCCAAGGGAAUGUCGUCGCAUUUGUCUUCAUGUUACUAG